UGAGCAAACCUAUCGGUAAAUCUGGUGGUAAUUCCGUCUGCUUUUAUAUAUAUUUGUGAUUUUCUUCCACACGCCGAGUGCAAAUAGCAGUAGUUCUAUUCAGGAGUGGGGAGGCGGGAUCUGUAUGUCAAUACUUUGUUUCUUUCAGGACGGUUUUUAAAGUUACUCCGACGGCUCGAGACAGGUCAAGUGCAUGCAUUAAAAACAGAACCAUAUAAAAGACAAACACAGCAGCAGCAGCAUGAGUGUGUGUGGAGCUGCUCGGUGCCGCGGUGCCGUGAGGAGGAUCCUUCAGCAGAACCGAGCCGUCUGCAGCCACACGAGCGGAUCUGCUGCCGAGGGAAUCAGGGAAAAGCUGCAGGCUUUCCCGGGAGGAUCCGUAGAGCUCCAGAAGCAGCGGGACUCGGGCGUUGCGCUGCUCACCGUCAACAAUCCAGCGCGCAUGAACGCCUUCUCAGGCAGCAUGAUGCUUGAACUGGAGCAGCGGGUGCGUGAGCUGGAGACCUGGACCGAAGGGAAAGCUGUGAUUGUGCAGGGAGCUGCUGGAACCUUCUGCUCUGGAUCGGAUCUCAAUGCAGUCAGAGCCAUAGCAAACCCACACGAUGGCAUGAAGAUGUGUGAGUUCAUGCAGAACACUCUCACAAGACUCCUCAGGCUGCCGCUCAUCUCAGUGGCACUGGUGGAGGGACGAGCGCUGGGUGGAGGAGCAGAACUCACCACUGCCUGCGACUUCAGGUUGAUGACGUCUGACGGUGUUAUCCAGUUUGUCCAUAAGCACAUGGGUUUGGUUCCUGGAUGGGGAGGAGCUGCGAGACUAGUUCGUAUUGUUGGCAGCCAGAAUGCCCUGAAACUGCUGAGCCGCGCUAAAAAGGUUGAUCCAGACACUGGAAAACAGAUGGGACUGGUUGAUGAGGUGCUCCAUUGCUCUUCUGGCGAGGGAAAUGCUCUGUCUCACGCCGAGCGGUGGCUGGGUCAGUUCAUUCAGGGCCCGGCUCCGGUGAUCCAGGCGGUGAAGAGGGUUGUCGUCUCAGGAAGAGAGCUUGCCCUGGACGAAGCCCUUCAAACUGAGAGAAGUGUGUUUGGGACAGUAUGGGGCGGUCCGGCCAAUCUCGAGGCUCUGGCUUUAAAACCUAAACAUAAGUGACUGCAAUCAUCAUCGCUGCAUACCAUUGAAACUGUUUCAAAUGUGCUUGAAGAACUUUAUCUUUUCAGAUCAAUAGAAGUAACAGAAAACUUCCUGGAUUGUUUUGCAGAGUUCAUGUCAACUUGCUCAUGCACACAUUAGUAUAUUAAUAUCUGAAUGCUGUAUCUGCUUUAUAGUAGUGUACACUUUUGUCUUUUUUCUGCAUAAAGAUAAACAUGAGACGAAAAUAAAGCAGUAUCGGCUAAUUAAAAUCCAUGAAUCCAGGGUGAACCAAACACAAUGUUCACAUUUUGAAUUGUCCUGCAUCGCCAUGUCUCAUUGUGGACCUAUAAAGAAAUCACUUGCAUUGGUACUUUUUUCUCUCCUUUCCAGCAGUCCAUCAAGCUUGUGUUAUUGCUUUUAAAUUCUUUAUAUUUGUCACAAUGAUCUUCAUCCUAUUGAGUGCUCAAAAACUUGGCACAGUCACUGUGGUAACGAGGUAAUUUGCCUAAAUAUCUAGCCACUGUACUUAAAUAUCUUUGGCUGCUUUGUAGGUUUACUGAGUAUCAAAUAUAUUAGCAACUCUCUACUUGACAAAAUGUUUGAAUAAGCAUACAGUAUGUACACUUUACUCAACAACAUUUGUGGUGAGUAAUGCAAUUAAUCAUUACAUUUUGCAUGGUACAUAACUUUUUCUGCAGCAGUUUAUUUCUGCUACAAAAGAAGUGAUAUCGCCAAACCCAGGGCAUUGAAGAUACUAGAUCUUGUGCGUGUUUACUCGCCCGAACUUGUCAACAAGUCUACUUUACACAAAUGUGAGCGCAUUAGCAGGUAGUUGUGAAUCUGUUAAUGGGGCAUUAAAUGUAACAAAUCAUGUAAGAAUGUGUCAUCUUUUAUUGGAAAAUGAAACAACAUUUUAUCAAA
Molecule: messenger RNA, 2047 nt
Organism: Cyprinus carpio (common carp)
Lineage: Eukaryota; Metazoa; Chordata; Actinopteri; Cypriniformes; Cyprinidae
Gene: echdc1
Product: enoyl CoA hydratase domain containing 1
Exons: 6
Coding region: 242-1144 (300 amino acids)
Biological process (GO): fatty acid beta-oxidation
Cellular component (GO): cytosol
Molecular function (GO): enoyl-CoA hydratase activity
Source: RefSeq, a predicted model, not a curated record